CAAAGAUAUGAUAUGGCAGGAUUUGAACGUGGAUUUCUUCCGUUUUUUUUCACGAUAGCAGAUUAAAAUGUCUUUAUUUACCGACUUCUCCAUCGUACUUGUAUCUCAGGCGUUUUUCUUCGGUUUUGGAUGGUUAUUUUUCAUGCGUUGGCUCUUCAAAGAUUAUGAAGUGCGGAACUUGGUUGUGCAAUUUGUCUUCGCUGUUACCUUUAGUUUGUCAUGUACAAUGUUCGAGCUGAUUAUUUUUGAAAUUCUGGGCGUCUUGGAGCCAAGAUCUAGAUUCAUCCACUGGAAGAUUGGGCUGUAUUCAAUGCUAUUCACCCUUAUAUUCCUUUUGCCUUUUUAUAUUUCAUUUUUCAUUGUCAAAACUUUAAGAUUUGCACAUCAUAGAAAGACGGUGAUUUGGUUGGCUACUAUAAUAUGGCUCUGUUUCUUGUACAUAUUUUGGAAAUUAGGCAAUCCUUUUCCAAUAUUGAACCCAAAACAUGGCAUACUUUCGAUUGAACAAGGUAUCAGCAGAGUUGGUGUUAUUGGGGUAACUCUUAUGGCUAUAUUGUCUGGGUUUGGUGCAGUCAAUUGUCCAUAUACUUACAUGGCUUAUUUCAUGAGGCAUGUGACUGAUUCAGAUAUCCUGGCCAUCGAGAGAAAGUUGACGCAAACUUUGGAUAUUAUUGUCAGCAAGAAGAAACGGAUUGCUUACGCCAAACGACAGAGCCAGCGAUUUGCAACAAAAGACUCCAAAAUGUCAGCAAUUUGGGGAGUUUUCAGCAGCGUCACAGGAAGUGGCAGUGAAAAUACGGGAAUCCUUCAAAAAGAAGUGGAAGCUCUGGAGGAACUGAGUCGUCAACUCUUCCUUGAGGCAGUAGACUUACAAAACACCCGAGCAAGAAUGCACUUCUCAAAAACCAUUCAAGGCAGAUACUUUGACUUUGUUGGCCAUAUAUUUUCUGGCUACUGUGUUUGGAAGAUAUUUAUAUCAACAGUGAACAUUAUUUUUGACCGGGUCGGUAAAGUCGAUCCAGUUACCCGUGGUAUAGAUAUCACAGUGAAAUACAUUGGAUUACGCAUAGAUGUCAUGUUUUGGUCUCAGCAAUUCUCAUUUCUUUUAAUCGGUAUCCUAAUUGUGACCUCCAUACGUGGGCUACUAAUAACUAUGACAAAGUUCUUCAACUCUAUGGCCAGUGCCAAGUCUUCAAAUGUCAUUGUCCUCGCGCUUGCUGAGAUUAUGGGAAUGUAUUUUGUGUCGUCUGUGUUGCUCAUGCGUAUGAACAUGCCUGAAAAAUAUCGGUUGAUCAUUACUCAGGUUCUGGGAGAGCUACAGUUCAACUUCUAUCAUCGAUGGUUUGACUUAAUAUUUUUGAUUAGCGCCUUGUCAAGCAUUGGGUUUCUCUAUUUAGCGCACAAUCAAGCACCUGAAAAACAUAUGUAUGACAAUUACAGUUAAUAACGAGAUGGUAGUUAACGAUGUAUGAUUAACAAAGCAGUUAGAUCAAGACGAAAAGUUUUGUGUUUUUUGAAAUUAUUAGUUUUAUUUAUAGAGAAGAGAUUUGUGUAAUUUACUGUUUGAUAUUAAA
Molecule: messenger RNA, 1574 nt
Organism: Dendronephthya gigantea
Lineage: Eukaryota; Metazoa; Cnidaria; Anthozoa; Malacalcyonacea; Nephtheidae
Product: Golgi pH regulator-like
Exons: 2
Coding region: 68-1444 (458 amino acids)
Cellular component (GO): membrane
Source: RefSeq, a predicted model, not a curated record